UCACACCGAGAGACCCGCCUCGUGUUGUGCACCACAGAAAGCCCUAGAAGAAGUACACAACGUCCAACACUUUCUCCUGUAAGAAUUGCUAGGCCCUGUUUGCUUCCCACUUUUACUAAACCCUAAUUUCACUGUUACUAUCAGUCCACAAAAUACCACAAUUUCACUGAUUUUCUCUGUAACCACUUGAUUAUUGUGGUUUCAGUUAAAUUACGUCAACCAAACGUGGCCUUAUUUCUAGAAGCGGUACUAUUCCCAUUUUGGUGAUGGUAACCGCCGAUCGGACUCAGAAUCCAUGGGUGAGCGACUCAGUACAAACCUCAAAUUUAGUCGGAUUAACCGAUAACGAUCUGCUGGCGUCGGUUUCCAUGGUUAUAGAUGAAUCAGAGCUUGGAUUAUCUGCUCAUCAGCCUAGCCAAUCAAUUAGCAGUAAACCUGACAAGAAAUUAGAGCUUGUUGAACGAGCUUUCUCUGCUGCCGGUGCUGCGUUUCUCUCGGCGAUUAUUGUUAAUCCUCUCGAUGUCGUCAAGACGAGAUUGCAAGCGCAGGCUGCUGGAGUUCAGUACUCACAUCCUUUAAGUAGUAUUAUUGGUCGAAUGGCGUAUUUCGGGCCUAAUAUGAUGUUUGCGGAUUUGAGGUGUUCACCUUCUUGUGCACGUGCUGGAGUUCAUGGAACUGUCAAUAUUUGUCCUCCUGAUUGUUUUCAGUAUAAAGGAACUUUAGAUGUUUUUUACAAAAUCAUACGGCAGGAAGGAAUUGCUAGACUAUGGAGAGGCACAAAUGCUGGGCUGGCUUUGGCUGUUCCCACGGUAGGAAUCUACCUACCAUGCUAUGAUAUUUUUCGCAACUGGAUGGAGGAUUAUACUUCUCAGAAAUUUCCCGGCGCAACACCAUAUGUGCCUUUAGUAGCUGGUUCAUUGGCACGUUCUUUAGCUUGUGCAACUUGCUACCCGAUUGAACUUGCAAAAACUCGCAUGCAGGCAUUUAAAGCAGCCCAAACUGGCACAAAACCUCCUGGUGUUUUGAAAACUCUUCUGGAAGUUCUCUCCCAUGUCAGGAGCACAAAUGACGGUCAAAACAACCUGAGAGGCUACCGUGUGCUAUGGACAGGCAUGGGGGCACAGCUUGCUCGUGAUGUUCCAUUCUCUGCCAUUUGUUGGUCAACACUUGAACCGAUCAGGAGAAGACUUUUAGGUUUGCGUGGGGAGGAUUCCGGAGUUGCAAGUGUUCUUGCUGCAAACUUUUCUGCUGGUUUUGUUGCCGGUAGCCUUGCUGCUGCUGCUACCUGUCCUCUAGAUGUUGCCAAAACUCGAAGACAGAUAGAGAUGGAUCCUGUUCGUGCAUUGAGGAUGACAACACGGCAAGUUUUGGUGGAGGUUUGGAGGAAUGGAGGAAUGAAAGCAUUGUUCACAGGUGUUGGACCUCGUGUUGGACGCGCAGGACCGUCAGUAGGGAUUGUGAUAUCAUUUUACGAAGUUGUGAAGUAUACAUUACAUCAGCGCUAUGUAACCACAUGACGCAAAGGAGUUAAUUUAAUCUAUGUUGAAUUACUUUUUUGGAGAUGUAUAGGCACGGGAACACUUGGGUCAAGCUGCUCGGCACUGUGAAUAAUACUGCACCAAAGAAAAUGUGUAGUUCUAGCUAUUUCAAGGUCGUUUUUUUUUUCUAGGCAAUGCAGGAUAGAAAUCUUUCUGUUUCCCAGUUACAUAGCACGUAGAGCUCAGACUGAGCUGAAAUUUUGAUGAUUUUUGAGGUGCAACUAACUUAGUGUUUUUUUCCUGAGUUUUAGUCUCAGAUGAUGUGCAUGCCGCCAAGGUAAUGCACGAAUAGUAGGUUUUGCUACCCUGAACGUGCCUGUAUCAUUUUGGAGUUGGGGUAAAUUUUGUUUCGGACUUAGAAUAGCUAAUGAUACGACUGUACAAUAUGAGUUUAAUCAAUGAGUUCUCGUUUAGAAUUUGCUUAA
Molecule: messenger RNA, 1963 nt
Organism: Mercurialis annua (annual mercury)
Lineage: Eukaryota; Viridiplantae; Streptophyta; Magnoliopsida; Malpighiales; Euphorbiaceae
Product: mitochondrial carrier protein MTM1
Exons: 10
Coding region: 267-1517 (416 amino acids)
Biological process (GO): mitochondrial transmembrane transport
Source: RefSeq, a predicted model, not a curated record